This is a messenger RNA of Hyla sarda, 5131 nucleotides long. RefSeq lists its product as uncharacterized. The coding region runs from base 2931 to 5129 and encodes 732 amino acids. Lineage: Eukaryota; Metazoa; Chordata; Amphibia; Anura; Hylidae. The transcript is spliced from 2 exons. The record is from RefSeq and is a predicted model, not a curated record.
GCAGUCCUUAGUCUCCUGGAAACAGAAUCAGAGCUGUUUCUUGAUGUCUCUCUUCUAAAACUCCACCAUCUGUGUAACAGCAUAUGUGUUUUACAUCUAUUCAUUCAUCACAUGUAUUCAUUCACAAGUACAUAUUCAUUCAUGUACUUAUUAUAACCUGUUGACCAAUAAACCUGUUGAACUACGAAGAACAGUCCUCUUAUUUGGAAGACAGGGAUGGUUUAUGCUGGAUGUCAGACUACAUACUGUGUGAACAUGUAGGAAGACAGAACAGUAAAACAGAUGCUAGUCACCAGCGAUAGUGGAUCUGACUAUACGGAGCCGCCAUCAGCCACGCGGUCCUGCACACAUGAUUGCAGCGGUUGCCACACAGUCACAAGAAGUGAGAGUGUAACCCCCAGCAAGCACAGAUCAAGCCAAACCACACUGAAGUCUGUUCCGACCUAGACUGAGCCUACAGAGAGUCACUAAGCAGCCAGUAACAGGAACACCAUGUCCACUAGCCAAGCAUCAUCAUGCAGGACAAGGUCACAAACAAGCCACUCUAGCAAGUCCUCCAUAAAAGAAAUGGCUGCUCUCGUCCGCGCAGAAGCACAGGCUGCAAAAGUAAGGGCUUCCUUUGCUUCAAAAGAGAUGCAACUAAAGAUAUCACUGGAAAAACUUGCAGCAGCGGCAGAAAGAAGCGGCAGCCGCAAUAGCCAAAGCAGAGUGCUUAGAAGCCAUAGACUGUUCUGAAUCUGAGAAACACAGCCAAGUACUUGGACCAGACUUAGAUCAACAAGAUCCAGCACAGCGCGUCUCAGAAUAUAUCUACCAGCAUCCCAAGACAGAGGACACCUAUGAUCCAGUAUAUCAGCCAGCGUAUACCCUACCAAAGACCCUACCUUGAAUCACAUUACCUCAAGCAAGACGGUAUGCGGCAAAGUGAUCCCGACCACAACUACCGCUCUACAGGACAAAAGCUAAGACCUUCGCUUCAACUUAAAGGGACACCCUUCGCGUCAGAGUGGUAUUAUACAGACUUUCCUAAGCCAGAAACUUCCAAAAGGUAUGGUGAUACACCACACACACAGCAUAACAGCACACCGGGUAGUGUUGGCGCCAACCAUGCGGUCAUGGACUUUGCUAAGUUCUUUGCUAAACGGGAACUGGUUACAAAGCGACUUAUAAAGUUCACUGAUCGCCCCGAGAGCUACAGGUCAUGGCGAGCCUCCUUCCAGAACGCAAUACGGGACUUAGAUCUUUCCUGUAGUGAAGAGUUAGAUCUCUUGGUAAAAUGGCUUGGAAAUGAAUCUGCUGAACAUGCCAAAAGGAUCAGAGACAUUAAAAUAAACUAUCAGGGCAAAGGCCUAAAGAUGGUGUGGGAAAGACUUGAUGAAUGUUAUGGGUCAAUAGAAGCUAUAGAAAAUGCUUUAUAUAAAAGAAUUGAAACUUUUCCCAAAAUAGUGGGUAGGAGUUACCAAAAGCUCACGGAACUCAGUGACUUGUUAAUAGAGUUACAGGUUGCUCAGGCAGAAGGAUAUCUACCAGGGCUAGCAUUUCUGGACACCGCCAGAGGUGUUCAUCCGAUUGUCCAGAAACUCCCUUAUAACCUACAGGAGAAGUGGAUCACGCAUGGUUCUCAUUAUAAACAGUCUCAUAAUGUACAAUUUCCUCCCUUUAAAGUGUUUGUAGACUUUGUUGCUCAACAGGCAAGGAUCAGAAAUUAUCCCAGUUUUGAUUUUACACUGUCAUGUCCCACUGCCCCUGGUGUCAAACCUCACAAAACACCAGUGGCAGUCCACAAAACUAAUGUUGCUUCUACAGGUUCUCCUUACAGGUCGUUCAAGCCUUCUCAUGAAGGGAACAAACUGGAAGACAUUAGCAAGCAAUGCCCCUUGCACAAGAAAUCAGCUACUGAAAUGCAGAGCCUUCAGGGAGACGUCUUUAGAGGACCGCAAAGAAUUCCUCAAAGAGAACAACAUCUGCAUCAGAUGCUGCACUACAACAACGCACUUCGCCAGGAACUGUAAGGUCAGUGUGACAUGCACAGAAUGUGGGAGGACGGAACACAACACGGCUUUGCACCCUUGACCACCCUCUCAAGUAUCAACCCAAGCAGAGGAGCAUGAAAGAAAGCAGAUAGACACUGACGUAGACACUGCAAUAGUCACUUCUCAGUGUACAGAGAUAUGUAAAGGACUUACAGGAGGGAAGUCCUGCUCAAAAAUCUGCCUUGUCAGAGUUUACCCGGCCGGUUACCGUGACAAGGCGAUCAAGGUAUACGCAAUCUUGGAUGACCAAAGCAACAGGUCUCUAGCUAAAUCCACCUUCUUCAACACAUUCAACAUCGUAGGGCCUGGUUCUCCCUACUCCUUAAGAACAUGUGCAGGUACAGUCGAGACGGCGGGGAGGAAGGCAGCUGGGUACAAGGUAGAGUCCAUAGAUGGUCAGACCUGCUUGUCUCUGCCAACCAUACUGGAGUGUAAUCACAUUCCUGACAACCGAUCUGAGAUACCUACACCUGAGGUAGCAGCGCACCAUCCCCACUUGAAGCGUAUAGCUCACCUGAUACCGGAGCUGGACCCAGAAACUCCUUGGAAGAGACAUACUACAAGUUCACAAGGCUAGAGGACAGAUUAAUGGACCCCAAAACGCUCCAUACGCCCAGAGACUUGACCUAGGAUGGGUCAUCAUAGGAAACGUCUGUCUAGGAGGGGUACACAAGCCGACCUCGGUCUACAGUAUGCUCACCAAAACACUUGAAAAUGGACGUCCAUCCCUAUUCCAGCCAUGUGAGAGUAGUUUCCUGAUAAAAAAAAAUUCCACACAGCGAUCUUGUGCCUUAUCCUUACGUGGAUUCCUCCUGUGAAGAUCAUGCCUGUGAUGGUGAGCAAGAUCACCUAGGGUGCACAGUCUUCCACAGAACAAGAGAAGACAACAGGGUUGCAAUGUCCAUAGAAGACAGACUGUUCUUGGAUAUCAUGGAUCAAGGAAUAGUAAAAGACAAAUCAAACAGCUGGGUCGCACCUUUACCGUUUAGACCCCAAAGACGGCACCUACCUAACAACAAGGAACUUGUUUACAAUCGAUUUAUCUCCCUCAGACACAAAUUCCAGAGGAACCUAGAGAUGAAAGAACAUUUCUUUACCUUCAUGGAAAGAAUAUUUCAGAACAACCACGCAGAGAUGGCACCCACCCUACAAGAUUCAGAAGAGUGUUGGUACUUACCCAUAUUCGGUGUGUAUCAUCUGAAAAAAACAGGACAGAUAAGAGUAGUAUUCGACUCAAGUGCCAAGUGCGAAGGUGUCUCUGUAAACGAUGUCUUACUGUCUGGUCCAGACCUCAACAACAAGCUUUUGGAGGUACUUCUACGCUUCCGCAAAGAUUCUGUAGCAUUUAUGGCCGACAUACAACAAAUGUUCCACUGCUUCCUUGUCAAGGAAAAACACAGAAACUACCUGAGGUUUUUCUGGUACCGCAACAACAACCCCACUGAGGACAUUGUAGAAUACCAAAUGAGAGUGCACAUUUUCGGAAACAGUCCUUCCCCUGCAGUGGCUAUCUACGGUCUCAGACAUUCAGCCCGAGAGAGUGAAACAAAGUACGGGUCAGAUGUCGGGUCCUUUGUGGAAAAGGAUUUCUAUGUGGACGACUGUUUGAAAUCUACAUCCACGAAUGAGAUCGCAAUCAGUCUCCUGAAAAGAGCUCAAGAGAUGCUCGCCUUAUCUAAUUGGAGGUUGCACAAAAUUGCCUCCAACAGCCGUGAGUUAAUGGAGGCCUUCUCACCCCAAGACCACUCAAGUGGUCUAAAGGACUUGGAUCUUAGUACAGACUCCCUUCCCAUGCAGCGAAGCCUUGGUUUGCUUUGGGAUUUAAAGGCAUACACAUUUACCUUUCAAAUCAGCACAGAAGAAAAACCCUUCACACGCAGAGGAGUCCUGUCUACCAUAAACAGCUUAUAUGAUCCUCUGGGAUUCGUAGCACCUGUUACCAUCCAGGGUAAAAUGAUGCUAAGAGACUUCACCACAGAAAAAGCUGAUUGGGAUGAUUCACUUCCCAUGGAGAAAAAAGACCCGUGGACAGGUUGGAGAAAGUCUCUUGAAGGUUUGUCCAGCCUUCAGGUAGCACGACCAUAUGCUUCCGUGUCAUCAACUGAAGUCAAGAUGCAAAGACUGUAUAUUUUCUGCGAUGCUUCAGUCAAGGCGAUUGCAGCUGUAGCGUACCUAAAGACUAUAGAUGUCAUAGAACAAUGCCAUGUGGGUUUCAUUAUGAGCAGGACCAAACUGGCACCACUCCGCAAGCGCACGAUACCCAGAUUGGAACUCUGCACUGCGGUGCUUGCAGUGGAGUUGGCUGAACUUAUAACAACAGGACUACAUCUGGAAAUCGAGGAAGUCGAGUUCUACACAGACAGCAAGGUAGUCCUAGGAUACAUUUGCAACGAGAUAAGACGAUUCUAUGUCAGCAAUCGGGUACUUAGGAUCAGGAGAUCCACUUGUCCUAAACAGUGGCACUAUGUGUCCACACACCAUAAUCCUGCAGACCAUGCGACUAAAUCUGUCGCAGCAAGCCAUCUUAAAGACACAACAUGGUUUACGGGUCCUGCAUUCCUGUACCGUUCUAUGUCUUGCAACAUCAAAUCUGACUUGUUCGACUUAGUAGACCCGGAUGCGGAUGAAGAAAUCCGACCUGAAGUAUCGGUUCUACAUGCGGUGACUUCAGACCACCAACUAAAGUCUCAUCGUUUCGAAAGGUUCUCCACCUGGAUGUCACUUGUUCGUGCUAUAGCCUGUCUUGUUCAUAUAGCUCAGUCAUAUAAGUCGACAUUUCCUGUGAACCAGAAACCAUGCAAAGGUUGGCAUCACUGUAAGCACGCAUUUACUGUUCCAAAUAUGGAAAGGUCCAAAGACUUAAUAAUUCGCGCUAUACAAGGUGAAUGUUAUGCUAAAGAGAGAGACUACCUCAGCAAAGGCCAAACAGUCUCCAAGGAUAGCGCUUUGAAGAAGUUUGAUCCCAUCAUUGACAAAAAUGGGUUGCUCAGAAUAGGAGGCCGUCUCCAAGAAGCCAAAGUGGAAUUUGGGGAGAAACAUCCAGUAAUAAUUCCCAGAGAUCAUCACGUCACGACCUUGCUUUUAUGGCACAAGUGAAA